Messenger RNA from Ornithorhynchus anatinus (platypus), 15119 nucleotides. RefSeq names its product ankyrin 3 (gene ANK3). Bases 437 to 13678 code for a protein of 4413 amino acids. Gene Ontology annotation, cellular component: T-tubule. The transcript has 48 exons. The record is from RefSeq and is a predicted model, not a curated record. Gene Ontology annotation, molecular function: protein binding. NCBI's taxonomy places the organism in Eukaryota, Metazoa, Chordata, Mammalia, Monotremata, Ornithorhynchidae. Gene Ontology annotation, biological process: regulation of cardiac muscle contraction; signal transduction; protein localization to T-tubule.
CCCGUGCAAGCUUCAGAGUGUUGUCAGCAGCCUGCAGCUUAUUUCUGGGUGUGGGGCUCACCGACACCAUAUAGAGGUUGGAAACACUGUGGAAAGACAGAGCUACAGGAGUCUGGUCGAGAUCUUAUCUCAAGGGGUAGCAAUUAGGUUAAAAAAGAAUAAAAAAUAAAAAAGCCAAUACACUGAUCCCUUAAGAGGAAUUAAAGACGGUCUGAUGGGAGGAACACCCAGUUUCUUCUCGAGGAAAGCAUAUGUGAGCAGUCGGAGCCUGUGUAGCAGGAGCAGAGGCUGUGUUUAAGCAGCAGCUAUUUUGCUACUUGCCUGGGAAACGUCAGUAGAUGGACUUUGGUUUCAGUGCUUUGAAGAUUUCCGGUGGUUUUGGAUGUUGGAAUACAAGCAGUGAUCCCUUCUUUUUCACAAACUUUCCUGAUUAAAAAUGAGUGAAGAACCAAAGGAGAAAAAUGUAAAGCCUGCUCAUAGGAAGAGGAAAGGAAAAAAGUCGGAUGCUAAUGCAAGCUAUUUACGAGCAGCACGAGCCGGGAAUUUAGAAAAGGCCCUCGACUACUUGAAAAAUGGAGUCGACAUCAACAUUUGCAAUCAGAAUGGGUUGAAUGCCCUCCAUCUUGCUUCCAAAGAAGGGCACGUCGAAGUUGUUUCCGAACUGAUCCAGCGAGAGGCCAAUGUGGAUGCCGCCACCAAGAAAGGAAAUACAGCCUUGCACAUAGCAUCUCUGGCUGGACAGACAGAAGUAGUGAAAGUUUUGGCUACCAAUGGGGCCAACGUCAAUGCACAAUCUCAGAAUGGGUUUACUCCAUUGUAUAUGGCAGCCCAGGAAAAUCACUUGGAAGUUGUCAAGUUUCUCCUGGACAAUGGUGCAAGUCAGAGCCUGGCUACAGAGGAUGGAUUCACACCUUUGGCUGUUGCUUUGCAACAAGGCCAUGACCAAGUGGUGUCAUUGUUGCUUGAAAAUGAUACAAAAGGAAAAGUCCGUCUUCCAGCUCUUCACAUUGCUGCUCGAAAGGAUGACACCAAAGCAGCCGCACUGCUUCUGCAGAAUGACCAUAAUGCAGAUGUGGAAUCCAAGAUGGUGGUGAAUAGGACAACAGAGAGUGGCUUCACUCCUCUCCACAUAGCUGCUCACUAUGGAAAUAUCAAUGUAGCUACGUUGCUGUUAAACCGAGGUGCGGCUGUGGACUUCACGGCACGGAAUGAUAUCACACCUUUGCACGUGGCAUCUAAGAGAGGAAAUGCCAAUAUGGUAAAACUACUGCUUGAUCGAGGAGCUAAAAUUGAUGCCAAAACGAGGGAUGGGCUUACUCCACUCCACUGUGGCGCUAGAAGUGGACAUGAACAGGUUGUGGAAAUGCUACUUGAUCGAGCUGCUCCUAUCCUUUCUAAAACGAAGAAUGGCUUGUCUCCACUGCACAUGGCGACACAAGGGGAUCAUCUAAACUGUGUCCAGCUUCUCCUUCAACAUAAUGUGCCUGUUGAUGAUGUCACCAAUGACUAUUUGACUGCACUGCAUGUGGCCGCCCACUGUGGUCACUACAAAGUUGCCAAGGUUCUUUUGGACAAGAAAGCUAAUCCGAAUGCCAAAGCGCUGAAUGGUUUUACACCUCUUCAUAUCGCCUGUAAGAAGAACCGAAUUAAAGUUAUGGAGCUUCUACUGAAACAUGGUGCAUCUAUCCAAGCGGUCACUGAGUCGGGUCUCACUCCAAUCCAUGUUGCUGCCUUUAUGGGACAUGUAAAUAUAGUAUCACAACUUAUGCAUCAUGGAGCGUCACCAAAUACUACUAAUGUGAGAGGAGAAACUGCACUUCAUAUGGCAGCCAGAGCCGGCCAAGCAGAAGUUGUGCGGUACCUGGUACAAAAUGGAGCCCAGGUGGAAGCGAAAGCAAAGGAUGACCAAACACCACUGCAUAUUUCGGCGCGGCUGGGGAAAGCUGAGAUAGUCCAGCAGCUGCUACAGCAAGGAGCAUCCCCAGAUGCAGCCACUUCUUCCGGGUACACUCCACUUCACCUUUCCGCACGGGAGGGCCACGAAGAUGUAGCUUCAGUUCUUCUGGAGCAUGGGGCCUCUCUAGCCAUAACGACAAAGAAAGGGUUUACCCCACUUCAUGUGGCAGCCAAGUAUGGAAAAAUUGAAGUAGCCAACCUCCUCCUUCAGAAAAGUGCAUCCCCAGAUGCUGCUGGAAAGAGUGGAUUAACUCCACUGCAUGUAGCCGCCCACUACGAUAACCAGAAAGUGGCCCUUCUACUCUUGGACCAAGGAGCUUCACCUCACGCGGCUGCGAAGAAUGGCUACACACCACUACACAUAGCUGCCAAGAAAAACCAGAUGGACAUAGCAACAACGCUGCUGGAAUACGGAGCAGACGCCAACGCGGUUACCAGGCAAGGGAUUGCUUCGGUCCACCUCGCGGCCCAGGAGGGGCACGUGGACAUGGUGUCCCUUCUCCUCACCAGAAAUGCCAACGUGAACCUUAGCAAUAAGAGCGGACUGACCCCACUGCACCUGGCCGCCCAGGAAGACCGAGUGAAUGUGGCAGAAGUCCUGGUGAAUCAAGGAGCUGUCGUCGAUUCCCAGACCAAGAUGGGGUACACACCAUUGCAUGUGGGUUGCCACUAUGGAAACAUAAAGAUUGUUAAUUUCCUGCUGCAACAUUUUGCAAAAGUGAAUGCCAAAACAAAGAAUGGUUACACUCCUCUACACCAAGCUGCCCAGCAGGGACACACCCAUAUCAUAAAUGUCUUGCUCCAGAACCAUGCUGCCCCCAAUGAACUCACUGUGAAUGGGAACACUGCCCUUGCCAUUGCCCGGAGGCUGGGCUACAUUUCAGUGGUUGACACAUUAAAAGUUGUGACUGAAGAGACCAUGACUACAAUUACUGUCACGGAGAAACAUAAAAUGAACGUGCCAGAAACAAUGAAUGAAGUUCUUGAUAUGUCGGAUGAUGAAGUUCGUAAAGCCAAUGCCCCUGAAAUGCUCAGUGAUGGUGAAUAUAUGUCAGAUGUUGAAGAAGGUGAAGAUGCCAUGACGGGUGACACGGACAAAUAUCUUGGGCCACAGGACCUGAAAGAGCUGGGAGAUGAUUCCCUGCCCGCAGAAGGAUACAUGGGCUUUAGUUUAGGCGCUCGCUCUGCCAGUCCUAAGAUCAGCCUCCGCUCCUUCAGUUCGGAUAGGUCCUACACCUUGAACCGAAGCUCCUACGCACGAGACAGCAUGAUGAUCGAAGAACUACUUGUCCCAACAAAGGACCCGCAUCUGACAUUUACGAGGGAAUUCGAUUCAGAUUCUCUUCGACAUUACAGCUGGGCCGCUGACACCUUGGAUAAUGUGAACCUGGUCUCAAGUCCUAUCCACUCUGGCUAUUCGUCUCCACUACCCCAGUAUGAUUCAAGGUUUCUGGUUAGCUUCAUGGUGGACGCCCGCGGAGGAGCCAUGAGAGGGAGCCGUCAUCACGGAAUGAGAAUUAUUAUUCCCCCACGCAAGUGUACUGCUCCGACUCGCAUCACCUGCCGUUUGGUAAAGAGGCACAAACUAGCCCACCCACCCCCCAUGGUGGAAGGAGAAGGAUUGGCUAGCCGGCUGGUAGAGAUGGGUCCUGCUGGGGCACAGUUUUUAGGUAAACUGCACCUUCCUACCAAUCCUCCUCCUCUAAACGAGGGUGAGAGCUUGAUUAGCCGAAUCCUGCAGCUUGGGCCUCAAGGAACAAAAUUUAUUGGCCCUGUUAUAGUUGAAAUCCCUCAUUUUGGAUCUAUGCGAGGAAAAGAGAGAGAACUCAUUGUACUUCGAAGUGAAAAUGGUGAAACUUGGAAAGAACAUCAGUAUGACAGCAAACAGGAAGACUUAAAUGAAUUACUUAAUGGCAUGGAUGAAGAACUGGACAGCCCUGAAGAACUUGGAAAAAAGCGCAUCUGUAGGAUUAUCACCAAGGAUUUUCCCCAGUAUUUUGCGGUGGUUUCUCGGAUUAAGCAGGAGAGUAAUCAGAUUGGUCCAGAAGGAGGCCUCUUGAGUAGCACAACAGUACCCCUUGUGCAAGCAUCUUUCCCAGAGGGUGCUUUAACCAAAAGAAUCCGUGUGGGUCUCCAGGCCCAGCCUGUUCCUGAUGAAAUUGUGAAAAAAAUCCUUGGAAAUAAGGCAACAUUUAGUCCAAUUGUCACUGUGGAGCCACGAAGGAGGAAGUUUCAUAAACCAAUAACUAUGACCAUCCCCGUGCCACCACCUUCAGGAGAGGGAACAACCAAUGGUUUCAAAGGAGAGAUCACACCUAGUUUGCGACUUCUGUGUAGUAUUACAGGGGGAACUUCACCUGCUCAGUGGGAAGACAUCACCGGAACCACCCCACUCACCUUCAUAAAGGACAGUGUCUCUUUCACAACCAAUGUUUCAGCCAGGUUUUGGCUUGCUGACUGCCAUCAGGUUUUGGAAACUGUGGGGUUAGCCACUCAACUUUACCGAGAACUAAUAUGUGUUCCCUACAUGGCCAAGUUUGUUGUUUUUGCCAAAACCAACGAUCCAGUGGAAUCUUCCUUGCGUUGCUUUUGCAUGACAGAUGAUAAAGUGGACAAGACCUUAGAGCAGCAAGAGAACUUUGAAGAAGUUGCAAGAAGCAAAGAUAUUGAGGUCCUAGAAGGAAAGCCGAUUUAUGUCGACUGCUAUGGAAAUCUGGCUCCUCUGACAAAAGGAGGACAGCAGCUUGUUUUUAACUUUUAUGCUUUCAAAGAAAACAGACUGCCAUUUUCCAUUAAGAUUAGAGACAGCAGCCAAGAGCCUUGUGGUCGUUUAUCAUUCCUGAAAGAACCAAAGACUACAAAAGGACUAUCUCAAGCAGCAGUUUGCAACUUAAAUAUUACCCUGCCAGCACAUAAAAAGGAAACAGAGUCAGAUCAAGAUGAUGAGACGGAGAAAACAGAUCGACGUCAGAGUUUUGCAUCUCUGGCUUUACGUAAGCGCUACAGCUAUUUGACUGAGCCUGGAAUGAAAACAGUUGAACGGAGUGCAGGAGCCACAAGAUCCCUCCCUGCUACUUAUUCAUACAAGCCAUUUUUUUCUACGCGACCCUAUCAGUCAUGGACAACAGCUCCAAUUACAGUGCCUGGGCAAACCAAAUCAGGCUUCACUUCCCUAUCAAGCUCUUCCUCUAAUACUCCAUCAGCUUCUCCGUUGAAAUCAAUAUGGUCCGUUUCUUCUGCUUCUCCCAUCAAAUCCACCCUAGGAGCUUCCACAACAUCUUCGGUCAAAUCUGUCAGUGACGUGGCCUCUCCCAUUAGGUCGUUUCGGACCAUGUCUUCGCCAAUCAAAACAGUCGUGUCGCAGCCCCCCUACAGUAUCCAAGUUUCCCCCAGCUCACUCAUAAGAGCCCCCACGGUCACGGUCCCGGAGACUACUGCACUAAAAGGCCUGGCGUCCACUUCGACGUUUCCCUCUCGAACCUCUCCGGUGACUACAGCCGGCUCGCUCUUGGAGAGGUCGUCCAUUACCAUGACCCCUCCAGCCUCGCCCAAAACAAACAUCAACAUGUACUCUUCAAGCCUGCCGUUUAAGUCGAUCAUUACAUCGGCAGCUCCGCUCAUAUCUUCGCCUUUGAAGUCAGUGGUAUCUCCCUCGAAACCUGCAGUUGACACCACCUCAUCGACUAAGUUCAUGAUGGCCCCUUCUCUCUCGUCUCCUGGGAAGCAUGUGGCUGGACAUGCAGAAGUACCAUUAGUUAAUGGAUCGGUUUCGCCUUUGAAAUACCCUUCGGCUUCAGCUUUAAUUAACGGCUCCAAAGCCGCGGCCUCUGCCACAUUUCAAGAAAAGAUCUCCGCGGUUACCAACUCCGCAAAUGGGGUGCUGAACGCCGCCAGUGAUUCGGUUGAGAGAGUGUUUUCUACCACACCCCCCAUCCAGUUUUCCCCCCUCAGGUCAUUUGUGUCUGCAACGCCGUCAGCGUUUCCAUCCAUAAGGACUCCUGCAAGUGCCCUCUACACAUCCCUGGGGUCAACUCUCUCUGCAACUACCUCAUCGGUCACCUCAUCGACGAUCACAGUGCCCGUAUACUCUGUGGUCAACGUGUUGUCAGAACCAGCAAUGAAGAAGCUUCCCGACUCUUCUUCACUUACGAAAUCAGCAGCUGCUUUGUUGUCCCCCAUUAAAACACUGACUCCCGAAACCCGCGCUCAACCCCACUUCAGUCGAACAUCCUCGCCCGUCAAAUCGCCUUUGUUCCUCACACCCUCCGCCCUCAAGUUGUCCACGCCGUCAUCUUUGUCAUCCAGUCAGGAGAUACUGAAAGAUGUUGCUGAAAUGAAGGAGGAUCUGAUCAGGAUGACUGCAAUACUGCAAACGGAUGUGGCAGAAGACAAGCCGUUCCAACCUGAAAUGACAAAGGAGGGGCGGAUUGAUGAUGAGGAACCUUUUAAAAUCGUGGAGAAAGUAAAGGAAGACUUAGUCAAAGUCAGUGAGAUCCUGAAAAAGGAUGUGUGUGUAGAAAAUAAAGGAGCGGCUAAAGCCUCAAUAAGCGACCAGGGCCACUCGCCUGACGAAGACUGGGUAGAAUUUACUUCAGAGGAAAUCAGAGAAGCGAGGCAGCAAGUUGCUGCGGGCCAGGCCUCACCUGGGACAGAAAAAGUUCAACUAAAAGCAAAGGCCACGCCUGAGAAAGAUUACAACUUGACAAAAGUCCUAGAUUACUUGACCAACGAUAUUGGGAGUAGUAGCUCAUUGACCAACUUGAAGUACAAGUUUGAGGAUGGAAAGAAAGAUGGCGAGGAGAGACAGAAGAGAAUUUUGAAACCAGCCAUUGCCUUGCAAGAACAUAAGCUCAAAAUGCCUCCAGCCUCCAUGAGGCCUUCCACUUCAGAAAAAGAAUUAUGUAAAAUUGCCGAUUCCUUUUUCGGAACCGACACGAUCUUAGAGUCACCAGAUGAUUUUUCUCAACAUGACCAGGACAAAAGUCCCUUGUCUGACAGUGGCUUUGAAACGAGGAGUGAAAAGACGCCUUCCGCCCCUCAGAGCGCCGAGAGCACAGGCCCGAAACCACUGUUUCAGGAAGUUCCCAUCCCUCCUGUCAUCACAGAAACAAGAACCGAAGUCGUGCACGUGAUCCGGAGCUACGAACCCUCCUCGGGAGAGAUCCCCGGCCCCCAGCCCGAGGAACCGCACUCCCCCAAACCAACACCGGCUUUUGCGGAAGUGGAGGCGAAGCCCGCUGGGUCCAGUAUCAAAGAAAAGGUUAAGGCCUUCCAGCUGAAAGCCAGCAGUGAAGAAGAUGACCAUAACCGGGUCCUGGGCAAAGGUGUCCGUGUGAAAGAAGAAACUCACAUCACCACUACCACCAGGAUGGUGUAUCGUUCGCCGCCAGGCGGCGAGAGUUCCUCCGAACGAAUCGAAGAAACGAUGUCUGUCCAUGAUAUCAUGAAAGCCUUUCAGUCUGGACGGGACCCUUCCAAAGAACUGGCAGGUCUGUUUGAGCAUAAAUCUUCCGUGUCACCGGAUGUUCACAAGGCUGCUGCCGAAACGUCGCCACAGCAUGCAGAGAGGGUCAGCAAAACGAAACCUAAACUGGAACGUAGAAUAGAGGUCCACAUCGAAAAAGGUAACCAGGCUGAGCCUACCGAAGUCAUUAUUAGAGAGACCAAAAAGCAUCCCGAGAAGGAGAUGUAUGUGUAUCAGAAAGACUUAUCUCGGGGAGAUGUUAACCUAAAAGAUUUUCUGCCCGAAAAACACGACGGUUACCCUGGUUCUGAUGACCAGGGCCUACAGCAGGAGGAAGAAGAACUGACAGUCGAAGAGUCCCUUCCUUCCUACCUGGAAUCUUCUAGAGUAAACACUCCUGUAUCCCAGGAAGAGGAUAGUCGCCCUAGUUCUGCGCAACUCAUUUCUGAUGACUCCUACAAAACGCUGAAACUUUUGAGUCAACACUCAAUAGAAUACCAUGACGAUGAGUUGUCAGAACUAAGAGGGGAGUCGUACAGGUUUGCCGAGAAAAUGCUUCUGUCAGAGAAGCUAGACGUGUCUCAUUCCGACCCCGAGGAGUCGGUGACCGAUCCCGCAGGACCCCUUAGUGCAGAAUUCUCGGGGUCGGACAGGCGAUCCAGAGAAAAAGUAGCCGCUGCCCCCAAGAGAGAAAUUCUCCCCAAAAUCUAUAAAGAUGUGUCCGAAAAUGGGAUAGGUAAGAUGUCUAAAGAUGAGCAUUACGAUAAAGUGACAGUGUUGCACUACACUGGAGAUAUUAGCAGUCCAAAGCAAGCUAUGUGGAUGCGGUUCACGGAGGACAGAUUAGACAGAGGUAGAGAGAAGUUGCUUUACGAAGACAGGGUGGACAGGACGGUGAAGGAGGCUGAAGAAAAAUUGACCGAAGUGUCACAGUUUUUUCGGGACAAAACGGAGAAGCUGAACGAUGAGCUGCAAUCCCCAGAGAAGAAGCCUCACCCAAGGAACGGCAAGGAAAUGCAUCCCUCUCCCAGCUCGGCGAGCAGCAGCCCUGAGAAGGGACUGCUGACCGAGUUCCUGGCGUCGAACGAUGACUGGUUCAAAACUCGGCCGCCUGGGCAGGAGGGAAAGGGCUUCCCUAGAGCAGAGGAGAGGAGGGCGGCCAGCGUGCCCAGCAGUCCGGAAAAGAGGGUUCCGUCGAACCAGGCCGAGGGCGGCAGACCUCCCCCGGUUGCCCGGGGGAGCCCCGCCAUACCGAGCAAGGGGGCCGAAGGGUCGCAGUCUGGAUUUCAGCUCCAACAGUCAAAGCUAAAUUCCAUCCGGUUAAAAUUUGAGCAGAGCAUUCACCCGAAGGUGAGAACCGUGCCGCAGGAUGAAAGGAAGCUGGAUGGUGAGUCCAAGAGUCAAUUGAAAAAAAUUCAGGACAGUAAGCUGCCCGUCUACCAGGUCUACCCACGAGAAAAGCAGGAGAAGCCCUUAGAUCUUGCAGAUGGCAACGGCUAUUUGCACAGAGAAGUUCCCAUAACGAAAGCAAAGGAGGAUCAGGCCCACAACAUCGAAGUGGCCACAGAUGGCAUUUGUUCCACAGAUGGACAGAAACCGAGACCUGAAAUGCCAACUAAAACGGUGCCUGAAUAUUUUUCUGAGCAACGGGCUAUAGAUUUGGCAUACAGUGUGAGCUCUGACCUGACCACUAAGGGACCGUGGGACAAAAAGAUCUUUAGGACAUGGGAAAGCCCUGGAGCUCCUAACCAUAAAACACAGAAAGAAAAACUCUCUCACGUCCUGGUUCAAGACGUCGUAAAAGAAAACUAUGUGGCCCACCCCGAGAAAAUGGGCAUGGACCAGAAAAGUGAAUUCAUCUCUGUGACGGAGAGGGAGCACAGAUUGCUCACAAAUGGGUCUCAUUCUGAAAUGAAAGAAGUGACUGUAAAAUCACCAUCGAAAAAGGUUUUGUACAGAGAGUUCGUUGUUAAGGAAGGGGAGUGCACCGUCGAAACGAUGGACAAAACUUCCAAGAGGAAAGAAGGCCCCGCUGUGUCACACAUACCAGUCAGAAUUGCUGACGAGAGAAGAAUGUUGCCACCGGACGGUCCUGAAGGGGUCUGUGAGCAGCCCAAAUUUUCGAAACAAGAGCUGUCGCCCAAAGCACCCCCAUCGAGCACGGGGAGAGAGAAAACGGAGACACAGCCGUUCCAUUCUGUGGAAGAUGAGAAAAUUAGAUAUUCAGAGAUCAGUAAAAUGUCCAAACAUCAGAGUUAUGUAGGGCUGUGUCCUGCUCUUGAUGAGAUUGAGACGUCCCCUAGCAAAUCUCCUGAUUCCUUAGAAUUUAGUCCAGGAAAGGAAUCGCCCCUGAGUGAGUUGUUUGACCCUAGCCCCAUUGAUGGCCUGGACAAAGUUGCGCCUUUAGCCCAGACAGAAGGAGGGAAAGAAAUAAAGACUUUACCCGUCUAUGUCAGUUUUGUCCAAGUAGGAAAGCAAUAUGAAAAAGAGGUGCAACAAGGAAACGUAAAAAAAAUCAUAAGCCAGGAAUGUAAGACGGUCCAAGAGACCAGGGGAACCUUCUAUACCACUAGACAGCAAAAGCAGCCUCCUUCUUCUCCCCAAGGUAGUCCAGAAGACGAUACUCUAGAACAAGUAUCCUUUCUGGACAGUUCUGGGAAAAGCCCUCUGACCCCAGAAACACCCAGCUCAGAGGAAGUGAGUUACGAGUUCACAUCUAAGACCCCGGACUCACUGAUAGCUUACAUCCCGGGCAAACCGAGUCCAAUUCCUGAGGUGUCAGAGGAAUCUGAGGAGGAAGAGCAGGCCAGGUCAUCCUCCACAAAGCAAACCACAGUGGAGGAAGCCACGGCCAUUGAGAAAGAAACACCCAGCAGCACCAGCAAAGACGCCGGCAAAAGACCAAAAGGAAACAGGGUCGCCUAUAUUGAAUUUCCACCCCCUCCGCCGUUAGACGCAGACCAGGCUGAAUCAGAAAAGAAACAGCGCUUUUCCCCAGAGAAGGAGAUGGAAAUGAUCGAGGUCAACCUGCAGGACGAGCUGGACAAGUACCAGCUGGCUGAGCCGGUCAUCAGAGUGCAGCCACCUUCUCCCAUUCCCCCGGGCGCGGACAUGAGUGACUCAAGUGACGAUGAAUCCAUCUACCAACCGGCCCCAGUUAAAAAGUACACCUUCAAGUUAAAGGAAUUGGAAGAUGACCAGAAAGAAACCUCAAAAUCUAAAACCUCCGGGAAGACUCCUGGCCAGAAAGACUUGGCGAGCCACAGCCCUGGAAAGGAUAAUGAAUUUGAUCUCGAUUCACCGCAGAAUGAGGUGGCUCAGAAUGGGAACAACGACCAGUCCAUCACUGAGUGUUCUAUCGCAACCACUGCAGAAUUUUCGCAUGAUACAGAUGCGACAGAAAUCGACUCUCUGGAUGGAUACGACCUUCAAGACGAAGACGAUGGCUUGACCGAGAGCGAUUCCAAACUCCCCGGCCAAGUGGUUGAGUUAAAAAAAGAUGUCUGGAACACAGAGGGCAUCUUAAAGCCAACGGAUCGCUCUUUUAGCCAAAGUAAACUUGAAGUUAUUGAGGAAGAAGGAAAGGUUGGGCUUGAAGAAGAUAAGCCACCCAUCAGAGGCUCAGCGCCUGAAAAGACUUCAGAUAAGACGGAUCCAAAGGCAGGGGCCCAGUUUUUCACCUUAGAAGGCAGACAUCCCGACAGAUCGCUGUUCCCCGAUACUUACUUCAGUUACAAAGUGGACGAAGAAUUUGCGACCCCGUUUAAAACCGUGGCGACCAAAAGCCUAGAUUUUGAUCCUUGGUCCAAUGGCAGAGGCGAUGAUGACGUAUUUGAGAGCAAGUCACGGGAAGAUGAGUCCAAACCGUUCGGUCUGGCGGUUGAAGACAGAUCUCAAGCCACGACACCCGACACCACUCCAGCCAGAACGCCCACUGAUGAAAGCACCCCCACUAGCGAGCCCAACCCCUUCCCAUUUCACGAAGGCAAGAUGUUUGAGAUGACCCGCAGUGGCGCAAUUGACAUGAGCAAGAGGGAUUUUGUUGAAGAGAGGCUCCAAUUUUUCCAGAUUGGUGAGCAUACUUCUGAAGGGAAGUCAGGGGACCAGGGGGAAGGGGUUAAGAAUCCAGUCCCGGUCACCUCCCAGCCACAGUCAGGGGGCAGUGCUGUAGAAACAAGCCUAGAGAGGAAUGUAGAGGCCCCGGAGGUGGAACCCAAGCCCAGUCUCCAGACCAGCGGAGAGUGUCAGGAAACGGCGCUCAAUAGUAGCUCCCUGGAGAAGUCGUCUGCAACGGCGAACACGGCCAAAGUCGACUCCAAGUCACGCACUCCGAUAAAAAUGGGGAUUUCGGCUUCCACCAUGACCAUGAAGAAAGACGGGCCCGCAGAAGAGACAGAUAAGAUAGACGCUGGCAUGUCCAGUUGUCAGGGAUUAUUAGAGAAUGACAAUCUGACAGCGAUUUCAAGUUCAGCAACUAGCCAGAAAGGCUUUAGGGCCAAAGAAACGCAUGCUUUUCAAAAAGAUAAUUUUAAUAACAACAACAAUUUGGAUUCUUCCACUCUCCCUACUGAAAAUAGUACCAGUAAUUUAGUGCUAAAAGAACCUCCUGAACCCUCUUGUACCACAGAAGCAGCUAAACCAGAGAAAAGCUCUUCAGGAAAAAGCCCAGGGUCACAGCCACAGCCAGGCUCACAGUGUAUCAGAGCUGAGCAGAAAGUACCUGGAGAGCAACAGAAGCCAAAAGAGCCCAUAGGGAUUAGGCCAAAAUCCAAACUGCCCAUAAAAGCCACUUCGUCAAAGGAUGUCUCCCCACAAAGUAGCGUUCCAAACAUGGCAGUGAGUAAAGUGAGACAGCCUCAUGGCAGGCCCGAGAACACCAAAACAUGUCCUGCUUCUCCAUGUCUAGAAAUGAAGUCCAAGAUUCCAGUUAAAGACACACUCAGGGAAAAUCUAGCCCUAGCUAGAAAAACGUGCACCAUGCAGAAGCAAGGACAGCUAGAGAAAGGCAGGGUCAAGCAACUUCCUUCCAAAUUGCCAGUCAAGGUAAGAGCCACCUGUAUUACCACCACAACAGUGAAAGUGAGGAAAAACCAGCUUAGGGAGGUAUGUAAGCAUUCAAUUGAAUAUUUUAAGGGCAUUAGCGGUGAGACGUUAAAACUCGUGGACCGUCUGUCGGAGGAAGAGGAAAAGAUGCAGCUGGAGGCGUCUGGUGAUGAAGACGGUACAUCGAGAAAUGCGCUGUUGUCGGAAGCUCCUCGGCUCGGGCCGCCCUCCGUUCCUUCGAAGCUCGCUAGAGAUAAGAGAACAGAGGCAGCAACUUUAAAAUCAAAGAUUGAAAAGGUCGACAGGAGCAGUAAGAGGACUGGUCCUCAGAGUCCAUGUGAAAGGACAGAUAUAAGGAUGGCAAUAGUAGCCGAUCACUUGGGGCUUAGUUGGACAGAACUCGCAAGGGAACUGAAUUUUUCGGUGGAUGAAAUCAAUCAGAUCCGUGUAGAAAAUCCAAACUCUCUAAUUGCCCAGAGCUUCAUGUUAUUAAAAAAAUGGGUUACCAGAGAUGGAAAAAAUGCCACAACUGAUGCCUUAACUUCUGUAUUGACAAAAAUUAAUCGAAUAGAUAUAGUGACCCUGCUGGAAGGACCAAUAUUUGAUUAUGGAAAUAUUUCAGGCACCAGAAGUUUUGCAGAUGAAAACAAUGGUUUUCAUGAUACUGUUGAUGGUUGGCAGAACGAAGCAUCUAGUGACAAUACAGAAUCACCACCACCCCUGGGAUGCAAAAUGAUUGGUGGCAUACUCGAGCGACUAGAUGACAGCCCUGACCAAUGUAGGGAAUCUAUUACCUCAUAUCUUAAAGGAGAAGUUGGAAAAUUUGAAGCCAAUGGAAAUCACUCCGAAGGUACUCCAGAAGGAAAGACUAAAUCUCAUGUUACAGAUUCACAAAAUGAUGUAGGGAAACAGAAAGAUAGAGAGACCCUGAAACCAAAAACACAAGGUCCCAUUCGUGUUGAAGAACAAACGUUAUCACUAGCAGCCUACCAGAAGUCUGUGGAAGAGAUGGGCAAGCCAGCAACAGAAGAGCCUAAAACCUCUGUGCCUGUCAGUGGGAAAAAGAUGAAUAGGACUUCUCCCGGAGAUGGAAAGCCAAGGCUUACCCUCCAGGGGGAGGAGGGAGCAGGAAUAUCUGACCAUAAGCAGGGAGAAGGCUAUAAGGUGAAGACAAAAAAAGAAAUCAGACACGUGGAGAAGAAGAGUUAUUCGUAACAGCCUAACAGUGAAUGGACUGUGAGCUCUUACUGCCAGGAUUCUAGAAAGCCGUGUAUGGAAGAAAAAAGAUCACCAAGAAUUGAAAAUUCACUGAUGUGUGUGUGAGAGAGAGAGCGAGAGUGUGUGUGUGUUUGCUGCUUCCACACAUUAACCGCAUGGUUUUUAUGCGAAAAAGAAAAAAAAACCCAAAAAAUUUUAAUUUAGCAUGAGCCAACAUUCAGAGCAUGGAAAUUCACCUUCAUUCCGGGAUUAGAGAGUGUGCAAAUAACAAUGCAGUGUACAUACAAGAUGCCAUACUGUUAAAAGUUAUCUCAAGCAAUUUGAUGUCACCACAAAUGAAAUAAGUUCCUGUGGCCGAAUGGGACAGCAGGAGAUGAAAUGGUUAAACCAUGGACAGACACAAAAGAUACUAAAUCCACAACAGCUCGCCUUAUUUUUCUUGGACCCAAACUGUCAGGAUAUAAACACUCUAUGUUUCUUUUUUAAACAUCAAUAGUUUUGCUGUAAAUAAAUAACAAUGUAUAAAUUCUAACAGAAAAUAGAAUAAAUGUUGAUAAGGCACUGCCUCUUAGAACACAAACAGAAUAUUGCAAACGCAUUUAACAGGAUAGUAUCUCAAGUGGCCUCACCUACAGGGAUAUUCUGGGUAUAUCUUCACUGAUUCUUGUAUAUUAGCAAUUAUAAUGUUUGUAUAUGCAAAAGUGCUGGCUUGAUUUUAAAAAAAAUCUUUAAAAUCUGCUGCAAAUUUAAAUGAUUCCCAAAAUGAGGAAUUCUGUAGUUCUGUGAAAAUUUUUCUUCAGAUACUAAUAUUUUGAUGCAUGAGUUUCACCUUAUUUUGAUUAAAUCUUUUCCAAUUUUGCAAACACUACAGUAUACCGCACCACAAAAGAUAAGAUUUUAUCUGUAAACACAAAGCCCUUCAUCUAAUAUUUGUUGCCGUUGCCAAUUUUUUUCAAUGAAAUGACCUAAAAUAAAAAAAUAACCUAUACAGUAGUUGCAUUGGGGGUGGGGGGUGGGGGGCUAACUGUUUUUGCUUAUCCGGGGGGAUGCUUGCAGCUUUAGAGUUGGGUCAGGGCCCUUUAGAGGCACAAGUCUGGGAUAUUUCAAAAUGAACCGAACAGAAAUUUUUAGCCGAUAGAUUGGCAGCACGCUGUAAAAUUAUUACUGUAUUGUGUCCUGGCUAUAAGAUGUAGAAUCUUGGAGUAAGCCAAUCAUCUGUAACCAUUCUAGCAGUUGUAAUAUUAGGUUGUUAAGGCUGCUGUGUUUUAAAGGGCAUUUUUAUUUGGGUUUUGGUGAGAUACUUUAAUUUGUUGAUUAUAUUCAUCUGAAAGAAGCAUUCAUUGACAAUAGCUCUAAUGACAUAUGUAUGAAAAGAACAAAAACACUGGAUGAUCUAGUUGAUUAUUUAAGCAUAAAAUAAAUUGUUUUAAAACUCUUC